GCAGGCCAGGUGAGGAGACAAGCACUCCUUGCUCUGCCCCGGCUUGGCCAGGAGAGGCAGCGAGGAGCCCAGGACCAGCUUCCUUCCUCCCUUCCGUCUCCCCACGCAGCUCUCCAGGGGCGUCCGGGCCAGACGGAGCGCUCGCCACGCUGCCAGCCAUGAGAGCCCAGGCUCUGCUGGCCCUCCUGCUCCUCUGCGUUCUGCUGCUGCAGGCCCGGGGCGGGCAGCACGGCCAGAAGACGAACCACCUCAAAGCUAAAGCCUGUACGAAGCGGCCCAGGGAGUUUACUUGUGGGAACCAUUGUUCAUACUUCCGGCACUGUCCACAAAAUACCAUAUGCUGUUCAACCUUCUGCGGGAACAUUUGCAUGAAUGUCCUGUGAGUCAGAGAGCCUGGGGCCGUGCAUCCUGACCCCCCAUCCCCCGCCCCCACAACCGUCUCCACAGACACUGUGCCUGCGGCUGAAGAUAAGGACCUGACCCUGGACACAAGGAUGUCAACAGGAGCGCCACCCUGUCCAGCCAGUAUCUGAACAACCUGGCCCUGUCAAAUAAACCAGAACAAAU
This is a messenger RNA of Capra hircus (goat), 567 nucleotides long. It is a transcript of the gene WFDC10B, whose product is annotated as WAP four-disulfide core domain 10B. The transcript is spliced from 2 exons. Gene Ontology annotation, molecular function: peptidase inhibitor activity. Bases 159 to 383 code for a protein of 74 amino acids. NCBI's taxonomy places the organism in Eukaryota, Metazoa, Chordata, Mammalia, Artiodactyla, Bovidae. The record is from RefSeq and is a predicted model, not a curated record. Gene Ontology annotation, cellular component: extracellular region.